This is a messenger RNA of Beta vulgaris subsp. vulgaris (sugar beet), 3308 nucleotides long. RefSeq names its product chaperone protein ClpB4, mitochondrial. The transcript is spliced from 10 exons. Lineage: Eukaryota; Viridiplantae; Streptophyta; Magnoliopsida; Caryophyllales; Amaranthaceae. Gene Ontology annotation, cellular component: cytoplasm. Gene Ontology annotation, molecular function: ATP hydrolysis activity; ATP binding. The record is from RefSeq and is a predicted model, not a curated record. Gene Ontology annotation, biological process: protein refolding; cellular response to heat. The coding region runs from base 176 to 3139 and encodes 987 amino acids.
UUCUACACUAAGAAACCAAUUCAGCCACCUCUGUUUUGCUCUCUCCAACGUUCGACUCUCGAUCCUUUGAUUUCCCCUUCUCCAAGCUUCCUUUUUCAACUCUUCCAGUCUUACACUCUCCACUCUCUUUUUCUUCUUCCAUUUCCUCACUUUCUCUCUCCUCACUGGUUCUUCAAUGGCCGCUAGAGCCAUCACCAGCAGAAGAAUUACAAGGUCAGCUUUUGCUGCUUUAACACCCUCCAAAACCUCUUCUUCUUCAUACCCUUUUUAUCAUUCUCUGUCCUCUUCCAAUCAUAAUUCUGCGUCGACAACUAUUCCAAGAAAUUUGGGUCAUUUCACAAAUGGGGUUUUACUUUUGGAGAGAGAAUUUAUAAGCAAUUCCAUCAAUGGCGUCGCCUCCAAUUUCUCUCUGGGUCGCCGCUUUUACUCUGCUUCCGCUGCUCCUUCUGCCAGCUCUGGGCAGAUUAAUCAAACAGAGUUUACUGAGAUGGCGUGGGAGGGGAUUGUUGGGGCAGUCGAAGCUGCACGUCUGAGCAAACAACAAAUUGUGGAGACUGAACAUCUGAUAAAGGCCCUUUUAGAACAAAAGGAUGGUUUGGCUCGUAAAAUAUUAACAAAAGCUGGGCUUGACAACUCAUCAGUUUUGCAAGCCAUAGAUGACUUCAUAUCCAAGCAGCCGAAGGUAGUUGGUGACACUAGUGGACCUAUUCUCGGCACAAAUCUUGGCACGCUGUUAGACAGAUCCCGGAGACACAAAAAAGAAAUGGGAGAUGAUUUUGUAUCAGUAGAGCAUUUGGUCUUGGCGUUUCACUCAGAUCCAAGGUUUGGCAAGCAAUUGUUUCAAAAUUUCAGCCUUAGUGAAAAGGAUUUAAAGGAUGCCAUUCAAGCUGUCCGUGGGAGUCAAAGAGUAACAGAUCAAAAUCCAGAAGGAAAAUAUGAAGCACUGGAGAAGUAUGGAAGUGACCUUACUGAAUUAGCCAGACGCGGUAAACUGGACCCUGUUAUUGGAAGAGAUGAUGAAAUUCGCCGCUGCAUCCAAAUUUUGUCGAGAAGAACCAAAAACAAUCCUGUUAUCAUCGGUGAGCCUGGAGUUGGUAAAACAGCAAUAGCAGAAGGAUUAGCACAGCGUAUUAUACGUGGUGAUGUUCCUGAACCAUUGAUGAAUAGGAAGUUGAUUUCACUGGACAUGGGUGCACUACUUGCUGGAGCUAAGUUUCGUGGCGAUUUUGAAGAGAGGCUUAAAGCUGUACUGAAGGAAGUUAGUGCUUCCAAUGGACAAAUAAUUCUGUUCAUAGAUGAAAUUCAUACAGUAGUGGGAGCAGGGGCUACUGGUGGUGCUAUGGAUGCUGGUAACUUACUAAAGCCAAUGCUUGGUCGGGGUGAGCUUCGGUGUAUAGGUGCAACAACACUGAAUGAGUACAGAAAAUACAUUGAAAAGGAUCCUGCUCUUGAACGGAGAUUUCAGCAGGUUUUUUGUGGCCAGCCAUCUGUAGAGGACACCGUUUCCAUUCUUCGUGGGUUGCGAGAACGCUAUGAAUUGCAUCACGGUGUUAAGAUAUCUGAUGGUGCUCUCGUUUCGGCUGCUAUCCUUUCUGAUCGUUACAUCACUGAAAGGUUUUUACCUGAUAAAGCCAUUGAUCUUGUUGAUGAAGCUGCUGCAAAACUAAAAAUGGAGAUUACUUCUAAGCCCACGGAGUUGGAUGAGAUAGAUAGAGCAGUGCUGAAAUUGGAGAUGGAGAAACUAUCCUUGAAAAAUGAUACUGAUAAAGCAUCCAAAGAGCGACUUAAUAAGUUGGACAGUGAUCUCACCUCAUUGAAAGAGAAACAAAAGGAGCUAAAUGAUCAAUGGGAAAGCGAGAAGGUUCUUAUGAAUCGAAUCCGGUCAAUCAAAGAAGAGAUUGACAGAGUUAAUCUGGAGAUGGAAGCCGCUGAACGUGAGUAUGAUCUCAGUCGUGCUGCUGAGCUCAAAUAUGGGACCUUGAUGUCUCUUCAGCGUCAGUUGCAAGAGGCUGAAGCGAACUUGUCGGAGUAUCGAGAGUCUGGUAAAUCCUUACUUCGAGAAGAAGUUACUGAUGUAGAUAUUGCAGAAAUUGUUAGCAAGUGGACUGGCAUACCCUUGUCAAACCUUCAACAAUCUGAGAGAGAGAAGCUGGUCUUUUUGGAAGAGGUUCUUCACAAACGGGUUAUUGGACAGGACAUGGCAGUCAAAUCAGUUGCUGAUGCCAUUCGACGCUCAAGAGCUGGGUUGUCUGACCCGAAUCGACCAAUAGCAAGCUUUAUGUUUAUGGGUCCUACUGGUGUAGGGAAGACUGAGCUUGCAAAAGCUUUAGCCGGUUACCUCUUUAAUACCGAAAAUGCUCUUGUACGAAUAGAUAUGAGUGAGUACAUGGAAAAGCAUGCAGUGUCACGGCUGGUUGGUGCACCUCCUGGCUAUGUUGGAUAUGAGGAAGGUGGGCAGCUCACUGAAGUGGUUCGACGAAGGCCUUACUCUGUCGUCCUGUUUGACGAAAUUGAGAAAGCCCAUCAUGAUGUCUUCAACAUCUUGUUGCAACUAUUGGAUGAUGGACGUAUAACUGACUCUCAGGGAAGAACUGUCAGUUUUACUAGUUGUGUGGUAAUUAUGACAUCUAAUAUUGGGUCCCACUAUAUCCUGGAAACUCUGAAGAAUACACAAGAUAGUAAGGAUGCAGUGUAUGACUUGAUGAAAAGGCAGGUUGUAGAAUUGGCUAGACAAACUUUCCGUCCGGAGUUCAUGAAUAGGAUUGACGAAUACAUCGUUUUCCAGCCUCUUGAUUCCAGAGAAAUCAGCAGAAUCGUUGAGUUACAGAUGAAUCGGGUGAAAGACAGACUGAAGCAAAAGAAGAUCGAUCUACAUUACACAAAAGAUGCCCUUCAGCUACUUGGGACUUUGGGAUUCGACCCGAAUUAUGGAGCCCGGCCUGUCAAGCGGGUGAUACAACAAAUGGUUGAGAACGAAAUAGCAAUGGGAGUUCUAAGGGGAGACUUUAAGGAAGAGGACUCAGUUGUCAUUGAUGUGGAUACAUUGUCGUCAGCCAAAGAUCUGCCUACUCAAAAUAAAUUAGUCAUUCGAAAGCUGGAUAGCAGUCCCUUAGAAAAUGUUAUGGUUGCCAAUAACUAAUAUCCUCAACAUAUACACUGGACAAAAUUGUAAAUGGAGAAGUCUUUUCAUGGUCUCCUUUCUUAGGGUGCUCUGUUUCUGACAGUUUUUUGAGGUCAGUCACUGUGUAUUCUCUCUUGUUUUAAUAAAACAAUAUGUGGGCAUUAUUUCUCUCACAUGCUUAAUGCAA